This is a messenger RNA of Mesorhabditis belari, 1062 nucleotides long. NCBI's taxonomy places the organism in Eukaryota, Metazoa, Nematoda, Chromadorea, Rhabditida, Rhabditidae. The record is from the annotation of a GenBank genome assembly.
AUGGGUCAAUUGCUCUACUCGAUUUCCAUAUUUUUCCUAUUGCCUAUUUUAAAUUUCAUCUAUAGACAGCAUUUGUAUGGAAUCCCACCCGAAAAGAUCAUUUACCCGGAAACGGGGAUCGAGGCGAUGAAAUUGAAAGAGGAGAGCUAUUCUCGUCAAGAAAAAGCGGCGGCAGCGGCCGAGAAUUUCGACAAAGAAAUGCCAAAUGUUGUCGCAAAUAACUCAUUGCCACUACCUGACUCAAUCUACGGCGGAAACUACAUUGGGAUGUGUCAAAAUCAGACACUCUGCGUGGGACCGUAUGCGAGAUUUCCAUCAUUGCUUGUCGUAGUGCCGGAAUAUCGAAUGAUCUCGUGUCUUAAUCAGAAAAGUCUUUCCACCGUGAUGACGGGUGUCUUUUGCUUUAUGAAUCGACCGGAGGAGUUUUUGAGACAAAAUCGGAGUCUUCUCAGAGAAUAUGGGGAUAUCAAAAUGUGCCAUUCGGCGAACGAGUACCACGGAGUGUGGCCAAUCUUUCGUGAUCUUCACGUUCCCAUUCGACAGUUGAAAAAAUGGAGCUUUUCGAUGGUGGCAAGAGAUCCGGUGGACAGAUUUCUCUCCGGUUUCGUCGAUCGAUGCAUUCGCACACACGACUCAUGCGAGGGUUGUCACUACAAUAUGACGUGUUUUCUCGAGGCUGAGCUACAAAGAGCGAUGAAUUACGCGAAUCAUCUCGAGCAUAAGAUCACUCCUGAAGAUGCGCACAUGUUCCCACAGAAUUGGCGAUGUCAAAUGGACAAAUAUCGAUAUAAAAUGCUCAAAUAUUCAAACGAUCCAACACAGGGUUUCCUUCAGGAAUUCAAACAGGAACUCGAUCGACAAAAUGUUCCAUCAAAUUUAACGACUUUCAUUGAAGAAGAGCUUUCUCGGGGACGAACGGCGCACUCAACGGUGCAAAGCGAGAUCCGAAAAUACCUCGAGAAGCGUCUUCGCUCUUCGGCUUAUCUUCUCGAAUUGAUUGUUCGACUUUUCUAUUGGGAUUAUCGAUUAUUAGGAUUCGCUUUCCCGACCACACAUGCUUUU